Messenger RNA from Sus scrofa (pig), 1243 nucleotides. The record is from RefSeq and is a predicted model, not a curated record. Lineage: Eukaryota; Metazoa; Chordata; Mammalia; Artiodactyla; Suidae.
UUGCCCCCCAUCGGGACUCUACUGCAGACAGUAGGCCUGAGCCUCCACCUGGCAGGGAGUUCUCAGCUCCUGGCAUCUGUGAGGAAGGAAAAGAGGGAGCUCUCUGUGCUGUGAGGAAGGCGUUUCUGAGUCUGAGGGACGGUCUGCGUGUGGGGAGGCAAGAUGCCAGCUCAGAGGAUUUUUGGGGCCCGAUUCUGCCUCCUGCUGUUCCUCUCUGUGGCCACCAGAGGGCAGAGUGCAGCGACCCAGUCUGUGGAAUGGUUCCCGGAGAACGAAUCGUGUGCCCCUUUUCUGUCUUUCCUGCCUCGGAGUUGCAAGGAAAUCAAAGAAAGUUGCCAUAGAGCAGGUGAUGGCCUGUAUUUCCUCCGCACUGAGAAUGGUGUCGUCUACCAGACCUUCUGUGACAUGACGUCUGGGGGCGGAGGCUGGACCCUGGUGGCCAGUGUGCACGAGAAUCACAUGGCUGGGAAAUGCACGUUGGGUGACCGCUGGUCUAGUCAGCAGGGCAGCAGGGCCGACUACCCCGAGGGAGAUGGCAACUGGGCCAAUUACAACACCUUUGGGUCUGCAGAGGCGGCCACCAGCGAUGACUACAAGAACCCUGGCUACUAUGACAUCCAAGCCCGGGACCUGGGCAUCUGGCAUGUGCCCAACCGGUCUCCCCUGCAGCAGUGGAGGAACAGCUCCUUGCUGAGGUACCGCACCAAUACUGGAUUCUUCCAGAGCCUGGGACAUAAUCUGUUUGGACUCUACCAGAAAUACCCAGUGAAAUACGGAAUAGGGAAAUGUUGGACUGACAAUGGCCCAGCCAUUCCUGUUGUCUAUGACUAUGGCGAUGCUCAGAAAACUGCGUCUUAUUACUCACCCUAUGGACAAAGGGAAUUUGUGGCAGGAUUUGUCCAGUUCAGGGUGUUUAAUAACGAGAGAGCAGCCAACGCCCUGUGUGCUGGGAUGAGAGUUACCGGCUGCAACACUGAGGUCAACUGCAUUGGUGGAGGAGGAUUCUUCCCAGAGGGCAAUCCUUUGCAGUGUGGGGAUUUCUCCGCCUUUGACUGGAACGGAUAUGGAAGACACAUUGCUUACAGCUCCAGCCGGGAGAUAACUGAGGCUGCUGUGCUCCUGUUCUACCGCUGAGAGCUGGGUGGUGGGAGACGUGGAGCCCAGUCCUAACCCCAGGUUCUCAGAGAUGGAAACACAGAAUGCUAACAAGGAGGAGAGGAGAAUAAAUCUUUAUACUUUCCCA